Messenger RNA from Cydia strobilella, 899 nucleotides. RefSeq names its product TLC domain-containing protein 5-like. Gene Ontology annotation, cellular component: membrane. The coding region runs from base 96 to 842 and encodes 248 amino acids. The transcript is spliced from 4 exons. The record is from RefSeq and is a predicted model, not a curated record. NCBI's taxonomy places the organism in Eukaryota, Metazoa, Arthropoda, Insecta, Lepidoptera, Tortricidae.
AAAGUACCUAACGACAAACAAAUAAAGUACCUAAACAUGGUUAAAAUCCAUAAAACAACAAAAAUACGGUAAACCAUAUAACCGGGAUGUAUUGAAUGGAUAUCGUCCCCGAGCUAGACACGGCAUCGCUUCUGAAGUUGUCAUCGUUCCUGUUCUGGAGCUGUUUGUACCUGCUGUCCUGCGCGCGGCAGCCGGACAAAUGCCCCGAAUACCACUCGCGGGUCGUGACCCUUCUGCACGGGAGCGUAUCGAGUGCAGUGGGCCUCGCGCAGUGUGGUUUGGGCUCGCUCAGCAUAUGCCGGCUAACUGCUCCAGUUCUGCCUCGGCACUACGCCCUGAUGGUAUGGUCUUGGGGCUACUUCGCAUUCGACCUACUCUGGUGUCUAAUGUACUGGAACCAAGGACCCUUGAUGCUGGCCCAUCACUUCAGCACCCUAGUGGCCAUUACGAUCUACAUGCAUAGGAACGGGACAGGGUGUUCUUUCCCAUGCACAAUGGCGUUUAUGGAAGUAACUAACCCUUUUCUACAAAUUAGAUGGUUCCUCAAAAGCGAAGGAUAUGGAAGGGCGAGACUGUUCUACAUAAUAGACAUACUCUAUUUAUCAUCCUUUUUGCUAAUACGAGGUGUUCUCGGCACCUACAUUUUAUACAAAAUAAUGCCAGUAAAAGUUUUUGGCAUGGACCAGAAAAUAAUCGCGAUUUCAUUAUACAUAAUUUCCAUUGGACUAAUGCGGGAACUAAUUUCGUACAUUUCAUAUAAAUACAAGGAUAGAGCAAUUGCAAGUAUGACCAAUUUUUUAGAUUAUUAUGGCAUUAUACUAAAUGAUUGUGAUGACAUAUGAUAUGCAUGAAUGGAACCACUGAAGAAUAAUAAAGACUUACUAUAAUUUUAUUGAAAA